AUUUCGCUUUCCGAUUGUUCUGAGUCACCGGUCUAUUUUAGUUAGUCAUUGCAUAAAUGUUUAAUAAGCGCGCCUACCUCCUACAAUGCGCGAGUUACGAAUGUCACCGUGCUGUAAACAUUCAAUGAUUUAGUUGGUGUCUGUUUUUCGGGAUGUUCAGGAUUUCAACGAGGUUCGACGCUUCAGGAAAAGGUCGGCCGUAAUUGGAACAGAGAGUCAGAAAAAGCGAUCAAUAUGACGGAUCCAAAACGUGCACACCCGAUUAUUGUCAAAAGCGCGAUACCAAAGAAUCGGGAGGAACUCCUCAAGUGGAACGGAUGGGGAUACAAGGACUCCAAAUUUGAAAUUAAACUAACCGAUGACGGUCCGGAAAUCUACUUCAGUGGCAAGAGGUAUCCAAUAGGGGAGGUGAGUCUCCCUCAUUUCUUAGAAUGGGCACAGGACAUCCUGGACGUUGACCUAACCAAGAAGCCAAAAGAAACAAGGGCCAUACCUUCCGAGGACCAAUAUCAGAAACCAAACAUCACUACAGAGAUAUUGUACAAAAUUUCUAGUCUUGGAAUACCAUAUUCUAUAAAGGUCCUCGACCGAGUGAUUCGAGCGCACGGACAGAGCCUCCACGAGAUCUACUCUUUGCAGAACUCUAACCUCCAAAGGAUACCAGACGUCGUGGUAUGGCCGAGCUGUCACGAAGAAGUUACGAGGAUAGUCGAGCUCGCGCAUUCCGAAAACGUCGUCGUUAUUCCUUUCGGGGGCGGAACUGCGGUUUCGGGAGCCGUCGAAUGCCCUGCCGAAGAAACCCGCCCUAUAGUGGCCCUUGACACGUCGCAGAUGAACAGGAUUCUGUGGAUCGACAGGGAGAACCUGGUAGCGUGCUGCGAGAGCGGGAUCGUCGGCCAGGACUUGGAGAGGGAGUUGGGGAAGUUGGGGUAUACGACGGGACACGAGCCGGAUAGUUACGAGUUCUCUAGUUUGGGCGGGUGGGUUGCUACUAGAGCGUCAGGAAUGAAGAAGAAUGUGUACGGAAACAUCGAAGAUCUCUUAGUGCAAGUGAAGAUAGUCACAGCUAAAGGCGUGCUUCAGAAAAACUGUCAAGUACCGCGCAUGAGCUGUGGACCAGAUUUCAACCACAUCGUAUUGGGCUCGGAGGGUUCUCUGGGGGUUAUAACCGAAGUUGUUAUCAAGAUUAGACCCUUGCCUAAGUGUAAGAAGUACGGAUCUAUCGUAUUUCCCGCCUUUGAACUGGGAAUAAAAUACAUGCGAGAGGUAGCCCGCCGAAAAUGGCAACCGGCAUCGAUACGUCUCAUGGACAACGACCAGUUCAAAUUCGGUCUGAUCCUCAAACCGAAACCCAACCGCUUCGAAUCGUUAGUCGAUGGCUUCAAAAAGUUUUACGUCACGAAGCUGAAAGGAUUCGAACCGGACCACAUGUGCGUGAUGACGUUGUUAUUUGAAGGCGAAGACAGUGACGUCAGUGCAAACGAGAAGAAGCUUUAUGGAUUGGCGAAGGAGUUUGGAGGAUUCUCGGCUGGGGAAAAGAACGGAGAAAGAGGCUACAUGCUGACCUUUGUCAUCGCUUACAUCAGGGAUUUGGCGCUCCUAUACAACGUGGUGGCGGAAUCGUUCGAAACGUCCGUCCCCUGGGACAGAGCGGCCUCUCUCGUCCGGAACGUGAAGCACGUCGUCUCAGAGGAAUGCCGCGCCAUCGGGAUCACGCAUUUUCUGAUCAACUGCCGCGUGACGCAGACCUACGACGCGGGCUGCGUCAUCUACUUCUACCUCGGGUUCAACCACGAUCGCAUCGCAGAAGACCCGGUGGUCAUCCACAGCAGGCUGGAGACGAGGGCGAGGGAGGAAAUCCUCGCUUGCGGCGGUAGCAUCUCCCACCACCACGGCGUUGGGAAGCUGAGGAAAAAGUGGUACCAACGUUCCGUCUCCGAUGUGGGGGUAGGCCUCUAUCUAGCCGCCAAAAGGGAGCUCGAUCCCAAGAACAUUUUCGCUACGAAUAAUCUCGUGCAGUCGAAGUUGUAGGUUCGCCGUUUUGUACCGUUAGUUCUACAGUUACCGUUAGUUUUAAGAUCGGAUGUUUUUUUUUUAUUUUAGGAACAAUAAAUGUUUUGCCAGAUCUGAA
Molecule: messenger RNA, 2131 nt
Organism: Leptinotarsa decemlineata (Colorado potato beetle)
Lineage: Eukaryota; Metazoa; Arthropoda; Insecta; Coleoptera; Chrysomelidae
Gene: Agps
Product: alkyldihydroxyacetonephosphate synthase
Biological process (GO): lipid biosynthetic process
Cellular component (GO): peroxisome
Molecular function (GO): alkylglycerone-phosphate synthase activity; FAD binding
Source: RefSeq, a predicted model, not a curated record